Molecule: messenger RNA, 2399 nt
Organism: Argiope bruennichi
Lineage: Eukaryota; Metazoa; Arthropoda; Arachnida; Araneae; Araneidae
Exons: 2
Coding region: 171-1079 (302 amino acids)
Source: RefSeq, a predicted model, not a curated record
GAUAUCAGUAACAACACAGUUUCUCCAGCACUACUCUGUGCCUUCGAAAUAUACGGUUGUCGAGACGAUAGUCAUCUUUACAUCUGAAACCGCCAUUUUGAAGCGUAUGCCGGUUUAAUGUAUUCCAAUCCAUUUAUUUGUUGCAUACAUUGUUAUAAGAAAACCAUAUAAUGUCAGCAUUUGAAAAAGAUUCUUCAGAGUAUGAUGGACAUGAAUCUUCUGAUUUUCCCAAGAUGUCUGAGCAAUUAACAGAUUCAAAUAGUUUGCAAUCGGGAAAGACUUAUGAAGGAGAAAAAAAUUCUGGAAGUUUGUUUCCUCCAGUUUCUCAAGAAACGACACCUGUUUGCACACAGAAUGUUAAUACUUCUGUCGCUGAUGACCACCACACUCAGGAUGAUAACCAGGCUGUUUCAUGUGGGAAGUGUGAAGAUUUAGCUAAUCCUGGUCCUUGUACUUCCAGUAAUAAUCAUUCAAGUGUGAAUACUACGACUUCCUUAGAGAAUCGUGUAUGUCAUAAGCAGGAAGUGAGGGAUAAACCAUUUUUUACGUCUCGUGCUGUUAUUUUCGAGCAAUGUGCGAAUGAUUUUUGUCAAAAAACUCAAAAUGUGUGCAUAUUAAAAUUAAAGGAGAUAGCUGAUGAGGCAUUUUCGAGGGAACCUCGUCUGAAAGAUAUGACUGUGAGGGACUACUUCCAAUCCCCUGGAUUGGCGGGUAUUCUUUCUGAUUACUUAAAUGAUUGUGUUGGUAUACCUUCUAAUUAUCAAGAUGUCAAUAAAGGGUAUGAUUUUCCAGAAAAUUUUGAAACAGAAAAGCUGUUGAAUGUUAUAAAGAGUUUUGUACAUUGUGUCAUUUUUCAUAUAAUUCCAAAAGAUGGGCCGAUACCUAUUAAUGUAUCAUAUUCACAAAUAAUGAAUGCUAUAGUGCACAAAAUGUCAGUUAGGGAGGGUGCAAUUACCUUAUGCAUAUUUGGAAAGAUGUCUUCAUUGGAAAUGAUUAAAGUGGAUAAUGUGUUGUCAAAAUUAAAUUUCGUUGCUUUACUUGUGAUAUUUGAUGAAUAUAAACGCAGGCAAAUUACUUAAAUAUAAAGAACUGAAACAUGGUUAUUUUAUGUUUUAUAAUUUUUAAUUUGUAUGGUUUGAUGAUUAAAUUGUUCUUCGAAUAAUAUUUGAAUACAUAAAUUGCUUGAAUUUUUCAUUAUAUCUGGUUCCCACGUCGUUCUGUGUAGACAUGUAACCAUGUGUCUCUAGGAUAUUUGUUUUCAUUUGUAGAUAGAGCAAGGCAUGAACUUGUUGUACAUACAUUGCUUGAAUUUUUCAUUAUAUCUGCCUGUAAUUCCAUUUAUUGAUGUAUAAAGUGUUCAUGUUUCUUUUACUUCUGAAAUGCAUCUGUCUGCGGAAAGCCGUUAACUUUAAUGCUAUAUGAAUAAUCUGAAUUUCGCCAUUGUAACAGGUGGAAUGAGCACCGUUUGUUGCAUAGCAUGGAAAAAGUUCACAACACCCACUGGUUCCCUCAUCGUUAAUUAUUGAUCCAUCUGUGUAGACAUGUAACCAUGUGUCUCUAGGAUAUUUGUUUUCAAUUGUAGAUAGAGCAAGGCAUGAACCUGUUGUACAUAAAUUGCUUGAAUUUUUCAUUAUAUCUGCCUGUAAUUCCAUUUAUUGAUGUAUAAAGUGUUCUUUAUUUAAUGUUUCUCUUACUUCUGAAAUGCAUCUGACUGGCGGAAAGCCGUUAACUUUAAUGCUAUAUAAAUAUCUACGAUUUCGCCAUUGUAACGGGUGGAAUGAGCACCUAUUGGUGCAUAGCAUGGAAAAAAAUUCACAACUCCCACAUCGUCUUCAUCGUUAAACAUUGAUCCAUCUGUGUAGACAUGUAACCAUGUGUCUCUAUGAUAUUUGUUUUCAUUGGUAGAUAGAGCAAGGCAUGAACCUGUUGUUCGCUCAUAUGACUCAGAAUAUUUGUUUUUAUUGGUAGAUAGAGCAAAGCAUGAAUCUGUUGUUUGCUCUUAUGACUCUAAUUAAUCUGCAUAUCCAGCUUCAGACACACCGAGAUUUCUCCAUUCCCUAAAGGACAAACAGGCCUAUAGAGAAGCUGAGAGUUGAAGUGCACUCUUAAUUACAGUAUAAAAAGUACAAAAAGAAAGGAAAACAGAAAUUACAGAUGGUUUCUUAACAUUGUAUUUGUGUAAAUAGAGUAUUAAGGAAAAUAGUUGGAAUAUUUCCUCAAUAUUUGAAUAUAUAGAGAGUAUAAUACUAAUAUUUACUUGAACUAUUAACUGGUAUAUUUGUUAUAUGUCUUGAUGUGAGCUUGUAUUUAUUCCAUCAGUUUAUUGAUAAAACAUUGUCAUUGCUGCAUAUUUUAAUCUCUGCGCUUUUUGAAUUUCAACUGUUGUAGAAAAACUCAUC